CAAAAUUAUUUCUAAGAAAAAUGUAACAAUCUCUAUCUUUAUAUACAUCUAUACAGAUAUUGCUGACUGUUUUGUUGUGUUUCUUCAUCAAACUGUAAUGCAUGCUAAAAUGAAUUGGCCUUGAAGGGAAAUGUGUUCACAAAUGCUAGUACGCCUUUAUGUUUGUAUGGGAAAGGGAAAGGGUAAGUGAUGCAUAAAAUUUUGAAAUCAAGUGUUGAAAAAGAAGGAUACUUACUCACAUGUUGCAUCAUUACAUCACCAAAUCUGUUGUAUUAUUAACAUACAUAGAUUUUACAAGUCUUUCAGUUUUAAAAAAUAUGUUUGUGUGUGGUGCCAAUGCAUUUCAUCCUUAAGGUCAAAUAUUGGAAGAUAUUUUCCCAUUGACUAGGCUGCUUUAAAGAUGGUGCACUCAUGGUCCCUUCUUGAAAUGGGUUGGCAUGUUUUAUAUUCCAUUUCAAGCCCUUCUCAAGAUUUUACAUUUCACUAAACUCGCUCGCUCUUGGCUAUUGGAAUUGUAUAUAUCGAUUACAGUAAAUACUGCAGACCUGCAUAGAAAUGUAUGAAAUAUAUCCUCUCAAAAAGACGUAAACUGGGGUCAGGUAUGCUCAUGUACAGUUUCUGUAGAUGGCAGAUUAACUUAAGUUAUUAAUCUAAUUAAGUCUGUAACAUGAAUGUUGAAAGAAUUAAGAUGAUCACAGAAUGAUCCUGAUGGCUCUAGACAGGUAUAGCAGCACUGAGUAGGAUUAUAAAAUGACAUUGAGGGGACCACACAUGCUGUUCUGGUCUGAGGUGUGGGUUACAGCACUGUGACACUCAGUAAAGCCAGAUGUAUACAACAGUCACUGAAGGGGGAAUUAAAGUCCUUGGACCUAAAUCCUGUUUGGCAUAUGUUCAAUGUGGGAUGGACAGGAUGAUGCGCACACACACACACACGCACGCAAACCCACACAACCUUCACCCGCAGUCAGUAAUGAUGAACUGCUACAGAUGCUUCGGUUGAAAUGAAGUAUCUGGCCUUCAAUCUACACACGUGUUCAAAGGAAUUUUAACACAUUGUAGGCUAACAAGCAUAUUUAUGUUCAUCAUACUUAAGGUAGUUUAGGACUUUCCACAUGGAAAGAUUACUGAAAAUGUUAUAUAAAAUGAUGUCAAAUUAGAUCUAUGGAAAGCAUUUUGCCGAAUAUACAGUAAAAACAGUUAGGUUCCUGUUUUACACCACAAUCCUUGCCAUAUUCAAAAUGAAUUUACCACCUUUCUGUAAAGAAAACCAAAUGUUGAUGUUGGCAUCAAAUACAUUGUUAAGCGCUCCUACCAAUACAUGCCCCUUAGUGAGCAGUUUGUGUUUAAUUUUACAAAAACUACUCCCAGUAGUAAAUGUUUUGUGAAUAUGGCCCUCUAUGCAAAUGUGAUCCUAGGAAUCCGUUUGCUGUGCAAUGACGCUGAAAAAUACGUAUUUUCUGUGCUGUCGGAGAACUUCUAGUUUUACAUUUGCAAAAAUCAUGCAAGGCUUUUUUUGGUUGUUUAUAACCAAAUCAAUACACUUAUUAUUAUUGUAUUAUUAUUUGUUUAUUUAGCAGACGCCUUUAUCCAAGUUGACUUACAGAGACGGUGUGUGAACUGUAUGCAUCAGCUGCAGAGUCACUUACAAUUACGUCUCACCCGAAAGACGGAGCACAAGGAGGUUAAGUCAGUGACUUGCUCAGGCCAGGUCACACAAUGAGUCGGUGGCUGAGGUGGGAUUUGAACCGGGGACCUCCUGGUUACAAGCCCUUUCCUUUAACCUCUGGACCACAGCCUCCUCCUCACUUAUCAUAUAUAAUCAAACACAGGCAAUUUUGCUUUAAAUUUAGUAAACAUACUUGUUCAAUAAAACUGCUUCAGACACACGUCACAUUUAUGUUAAAACGUAGCUGCAGUUUACUUCAGUGCGUUUUUACUACUCAAAAAGCUGUUUAACGAUGACGAAAAUGAUUUAAAAAAAAAAAAAAAAAAAAAAAAAAUCACCCCUAAAGAUCGGGUCAAUGAGUUUGGCAAUAGCCAUCCAGGUGACUGUGGUAUACUUAGCGUUAAGGUAUUAUACUGCUCCAAUAUUGUUUGUAAAAUGUGGUCCCUAAGUGGUUUGUAAUUGUUAGACGGUCCCCCAAACAGUAAACAACAGGAGAAUUUAAAAUGGCUGUCUGCAUGUUGCCUGUUCAAGUUUAAUAAACACAUUUGUUAUUUACCCUGGCUUCUGAGUGAAUACAUUACAGUGACAAUGACUAACUCGAGAUAAACUAAUAUAGAUACUAUUUUUUAGUCUUUAUUAUUAAUACACAGACGUAUUUGUAAUGUUUAAAGUAAAAUAAUACGUGUGCUGAUUGAUGGCACUGGUGAGCUUGUAACUUCCUUCGAAUCUGAAGUGUACCAAUAAAUACUUCAUGUAUUGCGGAAACCUACGACCCCUGCUUAUCUGUCACAAUGUGAAGAUCAUUCUUUUUUCUUGCGGGAAACUACUAGGUAACUACAAAACUGCAGAUCAGAAAAGAAGCACCCGAGUCUCUCAUCAUGGAUAAACUCCAGGGUAUAGAUUCGCAUAUUGUGAUAAUUGGAUGUGGUAUGUCAGGUAUAGGAGCUGCCCUAAAACUCACCAAAGAGGGUUUUAAAAACAUUAAAAUAAUCGAAGCUACCGGAAGAAGUGGUGGAAGGAUUAAAACGACUACAUUCGGAAAUGUGAUUGUGGAGAUUGGAGCCAAUUGGAUCCAUGGUCCAUCAAAAGCAAACCCUGUGUUUCAGCUGGCCUGUGAGCACGGGCUGCUGGACUCCCAAGCCAUGUCUGAGGAAAACCAGGCUCUUGAUGUAGAGGGUCACCCCUCUUUCCAAUCUUUUUACUCUAGUUCUGGGAAUAAACUCACACCAGAAUUAACCAAGUCUGUGAGUCAACUUUUCUUGACUCUUUUGGGAAAAAGUAAAGAGUUUAUCCUAACUGAAAAGGAGCCUUACCCCAGUGUUGGGGAGUUUCUAAAGAAGGAAAUUGCGAAGCAUGCUGUAGAAUGGAAAGAUGAUGCAGAAACCAAAAAACUGAAACUGGCCUUGCUGACCAUGAUGCUGAAAUUGGAGUGCUGCUUCAGUGGAACUCAUAGUAUGGAUCUGGUAGGACUUGGAGCUUUUGGGGGUUACAAAACACUGCCUGGCCUGGAUUGCACUUUUCCUGGGGGCUAUGAAGGUCUUAUAGAUGCCAUGAUGAAAGGAUUACCAGAAGGCAUUGUGUCGUACAACAACCCAGUUAAAUGUGUCCACUGGAACUGGUCAUUCAGAGGUGCAAACUCUCCAGAGCAGACAUUCCCUGUGAUGGUGGAAUGUGAAAAUGGAGAAACUGUCCCAGCAAACCAUGUCAUUGUCACUGUUCCAUUAGGUUAUCUCAAAGAGCACUAUGAGACACUUAUAAAUCCUCCUCUACCUCUUAGUAAAGUGCACUCUAUUCAAAGGAUGGGCUUUGGGGCAAAUAAUAAAAUAUUUCUGGAGUUCGAGGAGCCCUUCUGGGAGCCCGACUGUGAGGUGAUUAAUCUGAUUUGGGAGGAUGAGACUCUCCUAGCUGAUGUGAAGCCUGAUGUUAAUCAGGUCUGGAUGAAGAAAAUCUUUGGUUUCACAGUCCUUCAUCCACCUGAAAGAUAUGGUCAUGUUCUCUGUGGCUGGAUUGCAGGCCAUGAAUCUGAAUACAUGGAGACCCUUUCCGAUACAGAAGUUAAAAACUCCAUGACGGAGGUCAUUCGCAAAUUUACAGGAAAUCCAUCAAUUACUCCAAAGAGGAUUCUUCAAUCGAAAUGGCACAGCGACCCAUACACUAAAGGUUCUUACAGCUAUGUGGCAGUAGGGUGCUCAGGAAGUGACAUAGAAAACAUUGUACAGCCGCUUCCUUUGCAAGAAACAGAUACAAAGCCUUUACAGGUUCUGUUUGCUGGAGAAGCCACGCAUCAGUCAUUUUAUUCAACUACCCAUGGUGCCUUGCUGUCUGGCUGGAGAGAAGCAGACAGACUGAUCACUCAUUACACUCAAAGUCCUCUAAUAUCUCAGAACUUCAGUUCAAAGCUGUGAACACUCUACUUUCCCUAUCUGAUUAAUUAUUUGCAGAGGGAGAGAAUGAAGAAUGAGACAUGUAGUAUGCUUUUCAGUGCCUUAAGCCUGAAAAUAUAUAUAUUUUUUGUAUAUUGUCACAAAUCGUAAAUCACAACAUGCUCAAAAGUAUGCUUUAUAAUCCAAAUUGGUUUAAAGUUUGAUUUAAAAAUAUAAUUUUAUGAAACUUACAUACCAAUAAAUAUGAUUUUUAUUUUUACAAGCAAAAAAAGAAAAAAAAAAAAAUCUCCAUCUAUUAGCAUCACAAAUGUUUAAAUAUGCUUUCAUAAAUUGUUCUUUUAACAGGCUAUCCUUAGUAAUUCACAAAUGCUAUACAAUAAAGAAAAACACCAUCUAUAAUUUUGUUCAAAAGAUUGUGAGAAACAGCUAACUGGUUCCCUGGUCAUAUGGCAAAAGAGAGUUCUCAAACAACUGAAAAGUGAAGGUGUGGGCAAUGUUCUCUUUGCUGACUGCUUAACACAGAGAGAUGAGAAUGUGAAGAAGGUGGUUCCAGUGGUUACAGAGCAAAUUGAAAGCAGCCCCCGGUUUCACAGGACAGAGAUAUAGUGCUGCAGUUUACAAGUGUUUUUCUUUACUAUGUCCAGAACAUGGAGUAUUGCCUAUUGGUGAUAGGUAUACCAAAUGUUGGGAAAUCUUCUUUUGUUAAUGCCUUACGAAGAAUGCAUUUAAAAAAAGGAAAGGCUUCCAAAGUUGGAGGGGAACCUGGUAUAACUAAAGCUGUCUUGUCUAAAAUUCAGGAACUAUAUUAGACCAUUUAGUUGGUGAAGAUGUCCUAGCAGAUUUACCUUCUUUAUACAUUGAACAGACAUGACAAAUUAAGGUAAAUCUAUAAAUCUGAGAUUAUAUUUUAGUUUCAGUUUUGAUUUUAUUAAUGUUAACACUUUACUGUCUUUCCAGUUAUGUUGAUAAGUAUGGGUUGGGGGAGCCUUGUCAUGACAUCCAGCAUGUUUUGAAAAAGAUUGCAGUUCAAAUGGGGAAAAACUCAGUUAAAGCCAUCACUGGAGUAGGUGAGUUAUUGAAUAUCUGUCAGAACAUCCUUUACAUGACUGGUCAACCAAACGCACACCAAACAGGGAAACUGUACAUUAUGUAAUAGUCAGACUCUCUUUUUUUUCCAGUUAAACAUAGCUCUUAUUUUUCCUCAGGUUCAAGCUUUUAUUAAUACAGGACACAUACAGUAAAUCUUUGAAAAUAGGUUUCAGAGUUCUAGACAUUCCAGACUUGGACACCCUCCAUUCCCUCUGUGUUUAAGUUCUACUGUAUGAAAUCUCAUGAAUAGAGCAAAUGAAAGGGGGUUUGAGAGUGUAGUUUUCUUUUUUUAUAAUAUAAUUGCAGUAUAAGAUUUAUAAAAGUGGUCUAACAUGUAAUACAAACACCACAACAGUGAGCUGUCUGUGUAGUUCAACUGUAAAAAAGCAAAUCUUUUGAAAUGGAGGCUUCUGAGCUUUGAAUUGCUGUGUAAUAGUGCUUGAUGUAUACCUUUGUUUUACGGGUUAUCACUAUCACAGUGCCAAACUAUAGUGCUGCAGCCUAUGAUUUCAUCCAAGUAUUCAGGAAAGGAGAACUAGGUAGGGUGAUGUUGGACUGAUUGACCAAACUCUUUGGGUAAAGAUAAGCUGGUGUGUCUACAACGUGAAACAAACUGGAGACUCAACUAAUAAAACUCAUUGUAUAAUAACGGGUUUCUUGCAAAUGGAAUUAUUUUUAUGUAAAAGCAUAAAGUAGUAAUUAAACUGAUUUUAUUUAAAUAUCAUGUCCUGUUGUUGCAUUGCAUUUUCAAAGUUCUCUCUCACAUGAUGGUACAAUACAGUAACGUAGCCUUUAGAACUUAGUGUAUCUAUUAUUAAUACAGUCGUGUACCUUGGACUGGAGAGGGGUCACGUGAGUAGAUAAGUCCAUCUACGUGCAAUAUCCAUUUGCGUCAAAUAAGCACAGAAAUCAUCGUCUUUUUCAUUGGAAAAUCUUUCAUUGGAAAAUCUUAAACGGCUAUUUUAAGUGUGAUUUAGUCUGUGAUGCACAAGAGAAUUUGAUUCUACUCCAGAAAUAACAAGUUGUUUCAUACUCUACAUCCCAAGAUUAACCUGUUAAUCCUAUUUUAUCUGGUAAAGAUUUAUUUUCCCCCUGCUGAACUUUAAUGCCUUCUUAAGCCAUAUUUAUUAGAGAUAGAUUGUGCCAGCCAGUAUAGGAUUAUUAUUAUUAUUAUUAUUUCUGUAAUGACAUCACUCUGGUAUUGAGAUGCAUUAAUAAUCUAAAUUUUAGAAAGGAUAGCUUUUGUAAUUUUAGAUUACAAAAUGGUGGCUUGGCAUACCCUGGGGCCUAUUUUAAUGAUCCAAAUCGUGGUUAAUCUUAAUCAUGAUGCUCUCAUCUUGGACUGAUUGACGAAACACGAGGAAUCUGUACUGUGAAACUCAAGGUAUUGCAUGCAUCCAAUCAUUUAUCUCUUUAAUGCCACCAGUGCUAUAGAGCCCAAACAUUUUUUCAGAAAAAGAAAGAAACCUAAAAUACAAGAAAUUUAGAUUUUGUUUAUUUUUUUAUUUUUUUUACAAAUAUGUAAACUAUAAUCACAUACAAACAUCAAAACACAUCAUUUAAAAUAGAUACAUAUUUAAAAUAGACAAAAGACCUGGAGAAAGAUCAAUGUUCCAGCAUGUGAUAAAAAAUAACCAUUUAUCUACAACACCACUGCCUCACAUCAACAACUGAAGCAUAAAGUAUGGUAAAUGGCACAUUCAUUGUAUUUACCAGUUUGUUGCUCUGUUUGUAUUAAUAUACACAAUAUAUCUUACACAAUAACUUUUAGGCAUUGGCUGCUAUAAAAUAUUGUAAUAUGCAAUAGCAAACUUCUGUCUACACAACAAUACAUAUAUUUAUUUAUAAAUGUAACAAAAUUGGAAUUGAGUCUAUACACAACUUGACCCUGAAAGCACAUACAUUCAGCUGAAAAAGACUUAACACCAAACAAACGACAGAAAAUAAUUUCAUCAAAGUAUCACAUAAUAUAUAGUGUUUGUUUUGAUUUUGAACUCUUAUUUAAAUUGAGGUCUGCAGUAAAACACAAAUGUAAACUUUUUGAUUAUGGGACAUGUUUUGGUAGUACAAUGGAAA
This is a messenger RNA of Acipenser ruthenus (sterlet), 7215 nucleotides long. Its product is annotated as peroxisomal N(1)-acetyl-spermine/spermidine oxidase-like. NCBI's taxonomy places the organism in Eukaryota, Metazoa, Chordata, Actinopteri, Acipenseriformes, Acipenseridae. Bases 2545 to 4071 code for a protein of 508 amino acids. The record is from RefSeq and is a predicted model, not a curated record. Gene Ontology annotation, molecular function: polyamine oxidase activity. The transcript is spliced from 13 exons.